AUGCAAGCAAGGAUCCAAGUUUUUGACGUGAAUUCUGCUGAUCUUUCUUCUUAUGUGCCUGGCUAUCCUAAUACGCUUUCGGAUCAAAAGGGUGCCAUCGAUCUUACUGUCAAAUUCACAGUGUCCCAUAAUGUUGGACCGCCAACUCUGGCAAGAGCUGUAUUGACAAGAUUACUAUUCAAGAGUGGCUGUAGGCAAUUCAGCCGUCGGCGUGUUGCACCGAUUCCUCGUGCUGAAUAUGAAGAGCAAGCUUGCGAGUAUUGGUAUCAAGCAGUGGUCACACCCAUGCCAGAUGAAAGGCAAGAUCAAAUGAUGGUACGACUUAUCCAAAAGCUUUGCUACUUCCUUGGUGGAGGUUUUCAUGACCAAAUUCUUGCCGAACUUCCUGGAAUCAAAAUGAUUUUUGCGGAAGUAAGGUGA
Ostertagia ostertagi is the source of this 420-nucleotide messenger RNA. Lineage: Eukaryota; Metazoa; Nematoda; Chromadorea; Rhabditida; Trichostrongylidae. The record is from the annotation of a GenBank genome assembly.